AUGUCCGACACGCCACCCCACCAGCGCCCACGCUUCGCCAGCGCCCUCGCGCAGUCGCCGCGCUCCGACGUGCUGGAGUGGCGCCUCCCGCGGCCCUUUGCCCACUGCGUGCUGACGGGCCGCUCGCGCGCCGCCUGGCACACGUCCUUUGUCGUGCCGCAGCUCGACCUGCUGCUCGACGCCGGCCUGUGCGUCAACCGCCUCCGCCCGCGCCACGUCUUCCUGACCCACGGCCACAGCGACCACACCCUGCUGGCGCCCGCCUUUGUGGGCGGCGGCGGCGGCGGCGGCGACGGUGAUGAUGGGUUGCCGCAUGUCUAUUGUCCGGUUGAGAUGGCCGGCCUGUUUGAUGACUUUGUUCGGGCCAGUGUCUUGCUCGACGCCGGGGGGGGAGGUCCGGACGAGGAGCCAAGGGAUGAUGAUGAUGAUGGUGGUGUCGGUGUCGAUGACGACAAGGACGGCCAAGAAGACGGCAGGCAAGACAGCACGGCGCAAGAGCAAGGGACGGAUGCCCCGAACACGACGGAAAACACGACGCACAUCACCCACGCCCUCCGGCCCGGCGACACCGUCCCCCUCCACCACCUCCGCUCGCGCGCCAACACGCUCGUCACGGCCACCGCCUUCGCCUGCACCCACUCGGUCCCCAGCCUCGGCUACCUCUUCUCCCGCGUCACCCAGCGCCUGCGCCCGGCCCUCGCCGCCCUCGCCGGCCCGCGCCUGCAGGCCCUCCGCGCCGCCGGAGAGUGGCUGACCGAGCCGCACGCCGUCCCCUUCCUCGCCUUCCUCGGCGACUCCACCGCCGACACGCUCGCCGCCGAGCCCGAGUGGCUGCGUGCCGGGGUCCCCGUCGUCGUCACCGAGUGCAGCUUUCUCUAUCCGCGGCACAAGGCGCUUGCCGACCGCACAAAGCAUACCGCCUGGGGGGACCUCGUCCAUGUCGUCCGCCGCUGGCCGCAGACGACCUUUGUCCUGACCCAUUUCAGCCUGCGCUAUUCCGAGGCCGACAUUGUCGCCUUUUUCACCGACAUGGUCGAUUGCCCCGCCAACAUUGUCGUCUGGGCGGAUCCCCUGGCCUGA
Hirsutella rhossiliensis is the source of this 1080-nucleotide messenger RNA. Its product is annotated as 3'-tRNA processing endoribonuclease. Bases 1 to 1080 code for a protein of 359 amino acids. NCBI's taxonomy places the organism in Eukaryota, Fungi, Ascomycota, Sordariomycetes, Hypocreales, Ophiocordycipitaceae. The transcript has a single exon. The record is from RefSeq and is a predicted model, not a curated record.